AUGGCAUUCUUAUGUCCCGUACGAAUUCGCCGUGGAAAAAAGAAAAAAUCAAGCAGUGGAGAUUCAGAGAAAGAUCUCUCCAGGCCUGGUUCCGGGUUAAGUCCCGGUAUGGGUAGAAUUACGGGCUCAGCGAGUAUAGAAACAUUAGUGAGAGUUGGCAUUGAAAAAGAACAUGGGCUUAGUCCAGACUCAAAAAUGGUGGUCCUUCAUGAUUUUGCUCCGUGUGUUGAUGAUGAACUUGAGGUAAAAAGAGGCCAAAUCGUUAAUGUAUUGUAUCGAGAGAAUGAUUGGGUAUAUGUAAUAGUUGCUGAGUCUCGAAGAGAAGGUUUUAUUCCACACUCUUAUUGUGCACCUUGUGAACAUCAUGACUUAAAGAAGAAGCUUCCCAGGAGUCGGUCACCAACUGACUUGGCAAACAGGGAUGUUUCACAAUUAUCCCUAUCAGAUGGAGCAACAAAUGACGGCCACUCUGAAUUAGGCAGCGAAGGAGAUGCCUGUCCAUUCUCUAAGGAUCCCUCGGGGAGAUAUGUUGUGCUCUAUACUUUUACUGCAAGGGAUGAAAAUGAUGUUGAUGUCGAGAGGGGUGAAUUUGUCACAGUUUUGAAUAGAGAAGACCCAGACUGGUAUUGGAUUGUUCGAAGUGAUGGACAAGAGGGAUUCAUUCCAUCUGGUUUUGUGUAUCCUGCAGUUGUACAAGCUGCACAACAUGAACCUACAGCGACCCAUGUAACACAAGUCAAGGCAAACAACAGUAUGACGAAUAGCUCAAGUCACAAUAACACAACUCAGCAGGAUAACGAUGGUCGAUAUCAUGGCACAGAACUAGUUAUGCUCUAUGAUUAUAAGGCUCAAGCUCCAGAUGACUUAUCAGUGAAACGCGGUGAAUGGGUCUACGCAGACCUCACUCAGCAAACGGUGGAGGGGUGGCUAUGGGCCCACGCACCCAAAUCCCGGAGAUCCGGUUUCAUCCCCACUGCAUAUGCGCGUGCGCCGCAUACUACGUCACUUUAA
Messenger RNA from Leptosia nina, 1011 nucleotides. The record is from the annotation of a GenBank genome assembly. Lineage: Eukaryota; Metazoa; Arthropoda; Insecta; Lepidoptera; Pieridae.